Messenger RNA from Xenopus laevis (African clawed frog), 6178 nucleotides. RefSeq lists its product as uncharacterized. The transcript has 2 exons. The coding region runs from base 346 to 3732 and encodes 1128 amino acids. The record is from RefSeq and is a predicted model, not a curated record. NCBI's taxonomy places the organism in Eukaryota, Metazoa, Chordata, Amphibia, Anura, Pipidae.
CCGAUUUUUCAUUAUAGACGACGGGAAGGUAGGGGAAGGCUGUUCGGGAAGAUUGUCGCCCCAAAGAUGAGGUGAUUUGUCGCCUUACCCGUAAUCUUGAGUAUGUGAUUGAAGUGUUGUAACUGUAGUGAAGAUUACAUAUUUUCAUAGAGUUUCACCUAAAAUAUUACUUGUGGAGUUUUUAUUUAAGCAACUGUUAUGUUCACCAGUUGUUUGGGAAAUUUAUUCUCAAUGGGAAGGGGUUUUGGUCCAUUCAGAUGAAUAUACGGGGGAGGGGAGAUAAUCCACCUGUUUCUAGGAGAAAGAAUAGCUUUCACUUUCAUUUCUCUGUUUCUGCUUUCAGAAAUGGCGGCUGCUGAUCUGAGAGACGAACUGACCUGCCCCAUCUGCCUGAGCAUUUAUACUGAUCCUGUAUCCCUGCCCUGUGGCCAUAACUUCUGCCAGGGCUGCAUUGGGGAGCUGUUGGAUACCCAGGAGGGAUCUGGGGGUUAUUCCUGCCCUGAAUGUAGAGCAGAGUAUCAGGAACGGCCAGCCCAGCAGAGGAACAGAGUUCUGUGUAACAUAGCAGAGCGAUUCCUUUCCACUCAUCCAGAGCAGGAUGGGGCCAGGAUAUUCUGCACUUACUGUGUCCAUUCCCGUGUACCUGCUGCUAAAUCCUGUCUGCAGUGUGAGAUCUCCAUGUGUGAUGUGCAUCUCACUGCUCACAACCAGUCAGUGGAACACGUCUUAACUGAACCCACUGCUUCCUUCAUCAACAGAAAAUGCUCCAACCACAAAAAGCUCCUGGAGUAUUACUGCUGUGAGGAUGGUGUCUGUAUCUGUGUGUCCUGCUGUCUGGCCGGGGAGCACAGGGGCCACAGGGUGGAACUGCUGAAUGAGGCUUCUGACAAGAAGAAAGAGAAAAUGAGAAAUGUUCUGGAGAAAUUGAGCACGGAGAGAGGGAAGACUGAGAGAGGGGCACAGAGGCUGCAGGAGUGCAAGAGAGAAGUAGAAGAAAAAGCAGCUGGUGAGACAGAGAGAGUCACUGCCCUGUUUAGAGACAUCAGGGAACAGCUGGACUCCCUAGAGAAGCGACUCCUGAGUGACAUCUCCAGGCAGAAAGAGGAGCUUUCUCUCCAACUCCGGGAUCUAAUGCAGCAGCUGGAAAUAAAGAAGGACGAGAUGUCCAGGAAGAUCCAUCUCAUUGAGGAGCUGUGCAACAUGGCAGAUCCACUCAUUGUCCUACAGGAACAGGAAUCAGAUGAAGCUGACUUUUGUGGGACUGAGGGGGCAGAUAAUGAGGGUAGAGAGAGAGAGAGAGAUGAUAUAACGUUCCCUGCUGUAGGGGAUCUGGAUGUGGAUCUGAUCUCAGAGACAUUACUCACAGGCUUAGCUGGGAUUGUGACUGGGGUAAAUGUAACAAUCUCUGGACAGGACAUGUUAGUGCAUAUAAACCCAGCUAGCUAUAAAACACCCAGUAUUUCCCAACAGGCAGGUAAACUAACCAUUUCCCCAACUGAUUCUGCCACAGAGUAUAGAUGUGAUCCUGUGUAUGGGCAGGAGGCUACAGACAUGUUUUUGGAUAUAAACACGGCUGGGAAUGUAUAUGUAUCAAGGGACAGAAAGUCUGCUUACUACUCAAUAAUGAAAGACCAAUGCCGCCCACUAACUCUAAAGAGAUUUAAAGUUCCUCAGAUGUUAAGCACCAGGAGUUUCUCAUCAGGGCAACAUUACUGGGAAGUGGAGGGCAGUGAAUCAGGGAGCUGGGGGGUAGGGGUGGCCUAUCCCAGUAUAGAGAGGGUAGGGGAACAGUCUGGGAUUGGGGAGAAUAACAAAUCCUGGUGUUUGUUCAGAUGGUGGAAUAAUACAUAUUCAGUGAGACAUGACAAGAAGAACACAGAGUUACCCCACGUCCCUUCCUGCAAUAGAAUCAGAAUCUCACUGGACUAUGAGGCCAAACGUCUGUCCUUUUAUGAGCUGAGUGAGCCAAUCAGACACUUACAUACUUUCACUUCCUCCUUCACUGAGCCCCUUCAUGCUUCAUUUUCUAUAGUGUAUGAUAUUAAUGCCUGGGUGAGAAUUAUUGGAGGGGUAGAUCAAGUUUCACUGAUUUCUGAGAAAAGAAUAGCUUUCACUUUCAUUUCACUGUUUCUGCUUUCAGCAAUGGCGGCUGCUAAUUUGGGAGAUGAAUUGAACUGCUCCAUCUGCCUGAGCAUUUAUACUGAUCCUGUAUCCCUGCCAUGUGGCCAUAACUUCUGCCAGGGCUGCAUUGGGGAGCUGUUGGAUACCCAGGAGGGAUCGGGGGGUUAUUCCUGCCCUGAAUGCAGAGCAGAGUAUCAGGAACGGCCAGCCCUGCAGAGGAACAGAGUUUUGGGAAACAUAGCAGAGCGAUUCCUUUCCACUCAUCCAGAGCAGGAUGGGACCGGGAUCUUCUGCACUUACUGUGUCCAUUCCCGUGUACCUGCUGCUAAAUCCUGUCUGCAGUGUGAGAUCUCCAUGUGUGAUGUGCAUCUCACUGCUCACAACCAGUCAGUGGAACACGUCUUGACUGAACCCACUGCUUCCUUCAUCAACAGAAAAUGCUCCAACCACAAAAAGCUCCUGGAGUAUUACUGCUGUGAGGAUGGUGUCUGUAUCUGUGUGUCCUGCUGUCUGGCCGGAGAGCACAGGGGCCACAGGGUGGAGCUGCUGAAUGAGGCUUCUGACAAGAAGAAAGAGAAACUUAGGAAUGUUCUGGAGAAACUGAGCCCAGAGAGAGAGAAGUAUGAGAGAGGGGCCCAGAGGCUGCAGGAGUGCAAGAGAGAAGUAGAAGAAAAAGCAGCUGGUGAGACAGAGAGAGUCACUGCCCUGUUUAGAGACAUCAGGGAACAGCUGGACUCCCUAGAGAAGCGACUCCUGAGUGACAUCUCCAGGCAGAAAGAGGAGCUUUCUCUCCAACUCCGGGAUCUAAUGCAGCAGCUGGAAAUAAAGAAGGACGAGAUGUCCAGGAAGAUCCAUCUCAUUGAGGAGCUGUGCAACAUGGCAGAUCCACUCAUUGUCCUACAGGAACAGGAAUCAGAUGGAGCUGACUUUUGUGGGACUGAGGGGGCAGAUAAUGAGGACAUAGAGAGAGAUGAUAUAAAGGUCCCUGCUGUAGGGGAUCUGGAUGUGGAUCUGAUCUCAGAGACAUUACUCACAGGCUUAGCUGGGAUUGUGACUGAGGUAAAGGGGCUGUGGUUCCCUGGGCAGGAGGCUACAGACCUGUUACUGGAUAUAAACACGGCUGGGAAUCAUGUAUCUAUUACAGGAGACAGAAAAAGUGCAACCUACACACGUAGAGGCCGUCGUGCCGCACAAACCCCAGAGAAGUUUCAGUAUCCUCAGGCUUUAAGCAGCAGGAGUUUCCCCUCAGGGCAACAUUACUGGGAAGUGGAGGGAAGUGAAUCAGGGAGCUGGGGGGUAGGGGUGGCCUAUCCCAGUAUAGAGAGGGUUGGGGAACAGUCUGGGAUUGGGGAGAAUAACAAAUCCUGGUGUUUGUAUAGAUGGAUUAGUAAUAACUAUUCAGUGAGACAUGACAGGAAGGACAAAGAGUUACCUCAUGUCCAUUCCGGUGGGAGAAUUAGAAUCUCACUGGACUAUGAGGCCGGACGUCUGUCCUUUUAUGAGCUGAGUGAGCCAAUCAGACACUUACAUACUUUCACUUUCACCUUUACAGAGCCUCUUCAUGCUGCAUUCUGGGUAAUGGGAGGUGCCUGCGUGAAAAUCAUUGAUUAGGAUUAGGGUUGCCAUCUUUCUGGUUUUGGUUCUUAGAAGAGCUGUCCAGGUCAAAACUGCCUGCCAGGUUUUCCAAAUUAGGAAAUCCGGACAGGACUCUUUUGACUGACACAGCGAUCACCCAAUCACUUCAUCAUAUUCCUGCCCCUCCCCUGACAUCACAGCCUCUGUGACAUCACCAUCAGGAAAGUAAGUGCUUUGUCCUCUUUUAUACUGGGCAGUUUUCCAUAGCAAUGACUAGGUGGCAUUUUAUUCUAAAUUGCAAAUCUGCCUCACCAGAAUCACGUUUCUUGCUUUAAAUGCCUUUGUUAAAGGGAUCUAGCCUUAAAAUGGUGACUUUUUUUAGCAUAUUGUAAAUAGAAAUGUUUACUCAGUUCCCGUUGGCUGUUGCCAAUAGACCCCACCUAUUCAUGUUCCAUUGGUUGUUGCCAGUAGAUAGGAAGACACUUGCCCUCACUAGCAGGAGGAUCAUGGUUCUUUCUUAUAUUAUCUAACUAUAUCUAGGUUCAGUAUUAUUCAACUGUAUCAAGGGUUCAGUAUUAUCGCAUGAAUAUUACACUUACAGUAUGUUCCAUUGUUAAAGAGAUAUUCACCUGCUCAAAAUGAAAAACCCUAAAGGGCUCAUUCACAAGUGCAGCGUGCAAAGCACAACAAUGGACACAUAUUGCCAUAUUUUUUACCCACAAUCCUCUUGACAAAGGCCGCAGUGCCGAAACACUGGGGCUAUUCUCAUUUUUUAGCAGGUGUAUGUGCUCCUAGUUGUAUCAUUUUUUGCUUAGUAUAACCAAAUAGUGGUAUGUAGAUAUGUUUUAUUAUAUGAUGUAUGCGCAUUUUGCCUGUUGAUUAAACACUGUAGUGUUUUUUUUUACUGCAUAAAAGUAAAAAAAAAUUCUAUAUACCACCCUUGCUUUUGAAUUAAUAAUUUUUUUUGGAAUGUGCGAACCUAACUCAUAGACUUCUGGUUUCUGCACCUCAGACUGUUCUGCUAAAUAUUUUGCUAAUUGGUGUGCCCUCCUUUUUUACCCACAAUGCCAGGGUCAGACUGUCGCAUUAAGGGCCCACUGGGAUUGCAACCCAUACGCAAACAGACGAGCGUUGCACACUUGCAGGAAGAGCACCACGCUAAUCAGCGGAGCAGGUCUGGGCUGGUAGUGGCCCACCAUGUUUUCCCAGUGUCCUGCUGGCCCAGUCCAACUUUGCACAAUGCAGAAUAAUUUCUAGGACCUCAGCAUAACUAUGGGUGCACACUAAGUACUGUGCCCCUCAAUUGCUGUGUUAUUUAUCAGUGAAAAUGCUAAUUUAGAGCUUGCUGGUAAAGUUGUGUUUUAUCAUUUCUUGUUCAUACUAGCAUAUGGUUUAUUAGAAUAAAUAUGAAUCCAAAUACUGUGUAUACUCUAGUAUAAGCUGAGGUACCUAAUUUUACCUAGGAAAACUGGGAAACUGUAUUGACUCGAGUAUAAGCCUAUACUAUAUACUUGCUAUAUAAGUGAAACAGAAAGUUAUCAAAGAUCGGUGCGCUCACGAUGAAAAAGUAAAUUGCUGUUACCUAAAAAGAAAUAAAGUGUAGCGUGCUUCUUUCCAGGGGUUAAUGAAACAUCGGAAAUGUAUUAAACACACAUAUAUAUUUAGAAAUAAGUAUAGGAGUCAUUUUUUUUAAAAGCUCACAUGUACUUCCCCCUUCAACACAACUCACCAUUUCCGACUGCAUUUUAGUCUUCUGUGUUGUGUCCCAGCAUAGCUCUCUACUUUGUCUCGUUUCCAGCCCUCUCCUUCUGCAGCAUGGGUCAGGUACUUCCACAGCAGAGCUCACUUCUGCCUGCACAGUCACCUUUUUCAGCCCCUCCUUCUCCAGUAUCACUUGUGCAGAGAUGGCCACUUUUGCCUGCAGGGUCACGCUUUCCUUCUAACCGGAUCUCAGGACAGGCAUUCAGUGAGGAUUCUGAAGUUUAAGGAGCCUUAAAUCAUGGGGGUAAGGGCUUUUUGAUCUGAAAACCUAGUGUUUGGGUAGGGGCAAGCCUUAAAAAACAACUGACAUGCUGACUCAAGUAUAAGCCGAGGUAGACUUUUUCAGCACAUUUGGAGUGCUGAAAAACUCGGCUUAUACUAGAGUGUAUAUGGUAGGCAUCUUCCAAAUGCUAUUCACUAAGGUACUUGCAUCAAUAUACUCGCCUCUAUAUUUGCUUCAGAAUGGUGCUUGUGCGGUGUGCUCAAUGUGGAAGCAAAGGAGCCCUGGAAUUAAUAGUUGCACAUGCAACUGACUUGCACCUAAUGAAUCUCUUUCUAAGGACUUUUACACAUGGCUGUUUUUUUCUGCGCUCCCCUGCGUUGCGCUUUCUUCCGUUCAGCCGCAGGGGAGCGCGGGAGAAUACGCAGUCAGUUAUUGUGAAGGGGGCUGUACCCACACAGAUGCAUUUAUGCGCCGAAUGCAGGUGAAAUGCAACAUGCU